GCAAACGGUGUGAAUCGUGACCUUCGGCGGUUGUUUGCCACCUCAUUUAACUUCACACCCGACCGGGGACGCUUUCAAAGAACCGCUGCUCGACCCACCUGCCUGACAUGCUCAGAUAAAAUGGAAAAAGGGGAAGGCCUUUCAUCUAUUCCAGACAUCCCAUACGUUCCAGAUUUCCCAGAUAUGCCAGAUACCACAGAUGUCCCAGAUAUUACAAAUAUUCCAGAGAUCGACGAUAUCCCAGCGCCGCCAUAUCCUGGUCCGCCAUUGGACUCAAGUGUGGUCAUCAAUCCACCUACACCUGUUGAUCAGCCAGUGAGCCAGCCUCAACCUCAGAAGUAUGAAAAAUCCGCCGACCAGCAAUAUCCCCAGCCUGUUGCUCAGCAGUAUCAGCAAUCUGCUGACCAGCAAUAUCCCCAGCCCGGUGUCCAGCAGUAUCAACAAUCUGCUGACCAGCAAUAUCCCCAGCCUGUUGCUCAGCAGUAUCAACAAUCUGCUGACCAGCAAUAUCCCCAGCCUGAUGUCCAGCAGUAUCAACAAUCUGCUGACCAGCAAUAUCCCCAGCCUGUUGCUCAGCAGUAUCAGCAAUCUGCUGACCAGCAAUAUCCCCAGCCUGAUGUCCAGCAGUAUCAGCAAUCUGCUGACCAGCAAUAUCCCCAGCCCGGUGUCCAGCAGUAUCAGCAAUCUGCUGACCAGCAAUAUCCCCAGCCUGAUGUCCAGCAGUAUCAACAAUCUGCUGACCAGCAAUAUCCCCAGCCUGAUGUCCAGCAGUAUCAGCAAUCUGCUGACCAGCAAUAUCCCCAGCCUGAUGUCCAGCAGUAUCAGCAAUCUGCUGACCAGCAAUAUCCCCAGCCUGAUGUCCAGCAGUAUCAACAAUCUGCUGACCAGCAAUAUCCCCAGCCUGAUGUCCAGCAGUAUCAACAAUCUGCUGACCAGCAAUAUCCCCAGCCUGUUGCUCAGCAGUAUCAGCAAUCUGCUGACCAGCAAUAUCCCCAGCCUGAUGUCCAGCAGUAUCAACAACCUGUUGCUCAGCAGAACCAGCAAUAUUCCCAGCCUGUUGUUCAGCAAUAUCAACAACCUCCUCAGUUUGCUCAACAACAAGUUGUACAGCAAAAUCAGGCGACUCAACCUGCAAACCCUGUGGUGGUGAUGCAAGUGAGACCAACUGAGGCUCCUGGAAAUAUGUUGUGUCCACACUGUAAGACCAACGUUGUGAGCGUAACCGAAUACAAAUUGGGCAUGCUCACUUGGAUAAUUGUUGGAACACUGUUUUUCGUUGGGUGUUGGCCUUGCUUUGUGAUCCCGUUCUUCGUGAGCGCCUGCAAGGACGUGCAGCAUUCCUGCCCGCAGUGCAACAACGUUCUGCACGUCUACCGCCGCAUGUGAUUCACAUGUGAACUGCAGUUACUGACAAAUUUGUUGUACCUCCUUUAAAAGAGGACUGACUGUAAAAUGAAUACAUUUAUUAGGUUUCCCUGAAAUCUUUUAACAAACCAUUGAUAUUUUACUCUUUAUGGUGUCUCAUUAACAAAUACUUUUUUUUAACAUGUUUUUCAACACUAACCAUUGACAUGAGAAUGUGGUUCUGGUUGCAAAAGAAGAUUUCUCUUACUUUAAAUAGUGCAACAUUUGAUCAUUGUUGUAACGAAUCAGAACAUAAUAUCUACAAAAAUAUCUAAAAUGUUUAAUUUAUCUGUUCAUUGAGGUCUUCUUGCACUGUACAGUUAUUUAAUUGAGAGCUGCACUGUGAAACUACAAUUCCCAAAGCCUGCAGGAAUUGAUGCGGUCAUAGAAAUAACUGUGUUUUGAUCAUCAUUGGUAGAUGUAUUUACAUGUGUUUUUAUUUAAAGGUAAUCUUGUUUAUCAUCUUAUAAGCAAUUGUGUUUCUGUAAGCAGAAGAAGAGACAGAACUGUGACAGCCCAAAAUACAGUGUAUCUGGAAAGACCUGCGUGUGUGUGUGUGUGUGUGUGUGUGUGUGUGUGUAUGUGCGUGCGUGCAUGCGUGCGUGUUUGUGUGUGUGAGCUUGUAUUUGGUACAAUGUUGGGCCCAUUUUUACAUAAAAUACUACAUGACUUCAUACAACUAAAUGUAACGACAUAAUAAAAUGUCAUAAAUUCCUAA
Poeciliopsis prolifica (blackstripe livebearer) is the source of this 2122-nucleotide messenger RNA. RefSeq lists its product as uncharacterized. Gene Ontology annotation, molecular function: zinc ion binding. Lineage: Eukaryota; Metazoa; Chordata; Actinopteri; Cyprinodontiformes; Poeciliidae. The coding region runs from base 121 to 1386 and encodes 421 amino acids. The record is from RefSeq and is a predicted model, not a curated record. The transcript is spliced from 5 exons.